Molecule: messenger RNA, 822 nt
Organism: Oikopleura dioica
Lineage: Eukaryota; Metazoa; Chordata; Appendicularia; Copelata; Oikopleuridae
Source: the annotation of a GenBank genome assembly
AUGACGAUCUCAACGGGAAGAUGCGUUGUGUUGAUUCUGAAUUCGAUAUUUUGGGUAGCGCUGGUGCUCUUGUCCCUGCUCUUAUUUAUUCAUCACGAUAAAGAGCUGGACAUUCCUAUUUCAUGGAUGAAGUCACUAGAGCUUCCGUUCGGCAUAAGCAUGAUCGUUCUAGUCGUACUCUUUUUCACCGGUUUGGCCGGGUUACUUGUCGUCGUCAUGGGCGAAAAAUUUCAGAAAAUCUUUAUCGCGAUAUUCAGUUCUAUGCUGAUACUGCUAACAUGUCUAUUGACAACCCUGUCGUACAUGGAGUAUUCUCACCAUGAAGAAAUUCGCGGCGAGUAUCUGAUGCAGUUCGACGAGUCGAUUAAAAACUACAACUCUAGUCGUUCGACAAUAAAUAACUCCACAAACGACGACUGGUCGAAUGACGGAAGCAUAUACAACGCCGAAGACGUGGACAGAAUUCAGUCUAUAAUGAAAUGCUGCGGCUCACAGAACUACACAGACUUCGAGGAGUCACCCUGGGGAAAGAAGCACACAGAUAUGGCGCCCGAAUCGUGCUGUAACGUCGACCUUAUGCAAAAAAAUAAUAUGACAUGUCGAGCGUUAAAUUGGAAAGAAGAAAGUGAAUUGAUCUACGCCCGAGGAUGCCACGACAUCGUGGAUGCGGCAUUUGUCCACUGGCUAGACACACUUAUCGUCAUCCAAUGUUUUCUAGUGAUUUGUACAGUAAUUGCCCUUUUCGGCAGCUCUAUUUGGAUUCGUCUAAACAGGCAAACACGUAGCCAAACCGAUUACGAGCCCCUGCUCGAUGAAGAUUAA